Misgurnus anguillicaudatus (oriental weatherfish) is the source of this 1453-nucleotide messenger RNA. RefSeq names its product BCL2 associated agonist of cell death b (gene badb). Gene Ontology annotation, cellular component: mitochondrion. Gene Ontology annotation, biological process: apoptotic process. NCBI's taxonomy places the organism in Eukaryota, Metazoa, Chordata, Actinopteri, Cypriniformes, Cobitidae. The record is from RefSeq and is a predicted model, not a curated record.
CUGAUGCGCAUCUAUACAGCAUAAUGUAGUACAUCUCUGAGUGUCAACAGAGUAUCAGAAGUGCUAACAGAGCCAGUCCAAACAUCAGCCUGAUAACACCCGGAAGACACACACCGACAGACGGCAGAAAUCGUGUAAUCAUGGCGCAUAUGUUUACACUUUCUGACAAUGAGUCAGAUACUGAAGACCAGGAGGACUCAGGCCGGACAAAAGCUAAGAUAGGAUCACAUCAAAGAAUGCAGCACCUCAACGUGACUGAUCAGUUGAAAAGUGAACAACUGGUGAGGCAAAGAAAUCACUCAAUGAAUGAAGAGGCCCUUAAGGAGUCCGGCAUAGGAGAGGAAGGAUUAGUUAAUGAUUCUUUCCGGCGUCGAUCCAGUUCUGCUCCCCCUGCACUGUGGGCAGCUAAGAAAUACGGCCGACAGUUGAGGAGAAUGAGUGAUGAAUUUGACAUCCUACUUGAUCAAGGGAUGAAGAGGGUAAAGAGUGCAGGAACAUCAUCUCAUAUGCGCCAGUCACCCAGCUGGUUGGCUUUCCUUUGGAGUCACAAAGAAUCUGAUGCCGAGUCGCGUCCUGCAGAGUGAUUGAAUGUGAACGUAUAAUGGAAAAUGGACUACUGUACAUAUUGAUGCUGGUACAAGAAUAGGAUGUGCCUGCAUUCAAAAAGCAAUUCCAUGAACUGGCUGUAAACCUUUUUUAUGAACUGCACUGGGACUCUUGGCUAAAUGAAUAGCAUGAUUUCACUGGCAUGUGGCACAGAGGAUACACAAAAUGGAGAUAACCAUUUGACCUAAACUCUGGGAAUAUUUAUGCAGUAAAUUAAUGAAACAGAUCGCUUGAUAUCACCAUGUCCAAAGCACAAUCUUUCUGUCACGUUUGGUGAUAUUGCAACAAAAUAUAAUGAAAACUGGAUACUUGUAAGGGCUAAAACCUUUUAAUUUUGAAGGUAAAGACUAAUGCAAAGUUAUGAAGAAAUAGUUUUUAACAAAGUUUAAUAAGGUCCAAGAUGUUUAUUUGUAUAUGAAAAAUUGUUAAGUGAAUUUGUAAUAAUAUUUUUAGAAAAUCGUCUUUUCAACAACGUUGAAAUUUCACUUGUUAGUAUCUAGAACGGCACACACAGGGUUGAUACUGUAAAGGGACUUUGACCACUCUGAGGGCCCUUUUCCUUUAUUUCCUUAGAGUAAUAAACACUUUUGAAAUGGUCUACACGGACAUAAUAACUUUUUUUAAUACUAAAAGCACAUGAGCUAAACAACGACGAGUUUGAAUACCCAAAACUUAAUAUUUUUUUGGUCUAAAUACCCCAAAGGAAAAGAACAGGGAGUCCAUCACCACUGGUAUUACUUGAUUUGACAGAUUUCAGAUGUUCUUUAUGUUUGUUUGUCAUUUUAAUGUUUUUAUCUUGUAACAGUAUAGCUUAAUAAAAAAAGAAAUUAACACAAAACUUUAUAAA